Urocitellus parryii (Arctic ground squirrel) is the source of this 2637-nucleotide messenger RNA. RefSeq names its product vestigial like family member 3 (gene Vgll3). The record is from RefSeq and is a predicted model, not a curated record. Gene Ontology annotation, biological process: regulation of DNA-templated transcription. Gene Ontology annotation, cellular component: nucleus. Lineage: Eukaryota; Metazoa; Chordata; Mammalia; Rodentia; Sciuridae.
CCAGGGCUACCUAACCCGGGCCAGGUCUGUGGCUGCUGCUGCCUUGGGCAUCGCUGCCCUCUCCGGAACCGAGCACUGUCAUGCUCCCGUUGCAGGGCGGGCGGCUGCGUCCCGGAGUCGCUAUAUAAGCGGGGGCAAGGGGGCACCCGGAGGGGUUGAAGAUGAAGGUGCCCGCGCAUGGGCCGCCGCUGAUUGCCAACCCCUCCCGAGCUCGCUCCCGGCGCGGAGCCGGAGGCCGCCGAAGACCCGCCUUCGCCGCAGUAGCAGCUGGAGCAGCCACAGAGGCAGCAGCUGCGGCGGUGGCAGCGGCGCCCCUUGCGCCAGCGCGUAAAGCGGCGGCUGCAACUCGGGGUCCGCCGCUGCCCCUGCUGCCAUGAGUUGUGCGGAGGUGAUGUAUCACCCCCAGCCGUAUGGAGCGCCCCAGUAUCUGCCCAACCCUGUGGCAGCUGCAACCUGCCCCACAGCCUGCUAUCAUUCGGCGCCCCAACCUGGCCAGCAGAAGAAGUUAGCGGUAUACAGCAAGAUGCAGGACUCUCUGGAAGUCACCCUUCCCAGCAAACAAGAGGAGGAGGAGGAGGAGGAGGAUGAGGAGGAGGAGGAGGAGAAAGACCAGCCUGCCGAGAUGGAGUACCUUAACUCUCGCUGUGUCCUUUUCACUUAUUUCCAGGGAGACAUUGGGUCAGUAGUGGAUGAACACUUCUCAAGAGCUUUGGGCCAAGCCAGCACCUUCCAUCCAGAAUCUGCCAUUUCAAAAAGCAAGAUGGGGCUAACCCCCCUAUGGCGAGACAGCUCAGCUCUCUCAAGCCCGCGGAGUAGUUUUCCAACUUCCUUUUGGACCAGCUCCUACCAGCCCCCACCUGCACCCUGUUUGGGGGGAGUUCAUCCUGACUUCCAGGUCACUGCACCCCCUGGCACCUUUACUGCUGCAGAGCCCAGCCCCUGGCCAGGACACGGCCUGCAUCAGACUGGCCCAGCCCCUCCCCCGCCCGUGUCUGAGUCCUGGCAUUAUCCCUUGGCAUCUCAGGUGAGCCCAUCCUACAGCCACAUGCAUGACGUGUACAUGCGGCACCACCACCCCCAUGCCCACAUGCACCACCGUCACCACCACCAUCACCACCACCACCACCACCCUGCUGCUGGCUCUGCCCUGGAUCCCUCAUAUGGGCCCCUGCUGAUGCCGUCAGUGAGAGCGGCCAGGAUUCCUGCUCCCCAGUGUGACAUCACAAAGACAGAUCCGACUACAGUCACCACUGCUACCUCAGCGUGGGCCGGAGCCUUUCAUGGAACAGUGGACAUAGUGCCAAGUGUGGGGUUUGACACAGGUYUGCAACAUCAAGACAAGAGCAAGGAAUCACCCUGGUACUGAAGCAUCCAGUGUUAGCAAGUCAGGCUGCAGCCUGAAUCCAAAGGCCCACUGGAGAAAGAUGCCAUUGGGAUUUUCCAUUCCGCAAUGGGACACAAGAAACGUGGAAGGAGAAGCGGAAGUGGCAGGCMGUUUACCUUGGUUUUGAACCUUUUCUGGAGAAAGCAGAGUGGGUCCUAGUCAUUGAAGAAAAGCAGUUUUAAUUUUUCCCUCAUCUGAGCCUUUGUCAACUGUGCAACUCUUCCUUACUUUCUUGCUUUUACCAGUACUUGGGAUAGUUUUUGUGUCAUUUUUUUUUUUCCAACUGGCCACCUUGUCAGGAAAAGAUGAACCACAAAUGAAAAUGUUCAUUCUUUCAGGAAUACAAUUUUGUAGUUCUGUGUGCAUCUAUUUUUGUAGAAAUACAGAAAGUUUGGUUUAGCAUUGAUGGGCUAUUUUGGGGGGAUGUAUUUUUUUUUAAUAUUGUAACAAUUGUUGAGUUCUGUUUAAAGAACUUGAUCUCAGAGAAGCACUGGCAAAAAUGUUUAAAUGCUUAUCUUUCAAAUGUGUGUGAUAUGUUCCUGUCUGUGCUUUCUAGGUUACCUCAAGUGUUCAGUAUUUUCUCCUUUCAACAAAAGUAGCUAUAUCACAGCCAAACCAAUGCAGUAUUGUUUUUACAUUAAAUGUCAGUGAAGAUUUAAUUCCAUGCUAGCUCACUUAGUUUUGAGUGAUAUAUAUAACUUUGAAAGGGAGAUUUUUUUUUUUUUUUGGUCAGGGGGUGGAGCACACUAAAGAAAGAGUAUUUCAUUACUUUGAUUUCUCCCAAAGAGUCCUUAGAAGUUGACUAAGAAGAAAGUUUGCAUAAACUUUCAGUUAGAUGGAAAGUUUACUUAUAGUACACUCCUCUUUUUAGUCCAUCCAACUUUGAUAAAUCAAACCAGAGUUUUAAUACAACUACUUAUACUGGGAUAAAAUAUAUUUAACCAUGAGAUCUGUACAUGCCAAUGACUUAUUUUCUGUGUUUCUUAUUACUCAUUAGUGGCAAUUUCAAAAGUUAUUUUUAAGUGCUUUUGAAAGAAUAAUAUCAAGAAAGAUACUAGACAUAUCACAAAGCCCUGUCUAUUUCUGAUCAUGCCACUCAUCAUUGCAAAUUGAAAAAAAAAAUCUAUAAAGUAAUAUUUUCAAUAGCAUUGUGCAAGCCAUUUUUUGUUAUUGUUCAAAUUUAGUUUUACUUGCUUCAAUCCUUUUAAAAAUUUAGGGCAAAAUAUAAUUUAUAUUGGGAUUAUUUAUGUUUA